AUGGGACAACGGCUGGCGCCAACGCUCGCUACUGCUUUCAUGGCUAAAAUUGAGGCACCGAUUUGGGAAACACGACCCUUGCUUUAUUGCCGAUAUAUCGACGACUGCUUCCUCGUCUGUUCGUCUCAAGCAGAGAUGGACAACUGUUUCAAGAUUUUAAAUGAGCAGUCGGUGUUUAUAAAGUUCACUCGGGAUAAGCCUAAAGGAGAAUGGUUACCCUUCCUCAACGUCCAAGUGCAUAUUUCAAACAGAACGCACAGGACAAAGUGGUACCGCAAACCCAGUAAUAAGAAUAUCCUAGUUCACUUUGUUUCUGCUCAUCCCACACAAGUUAAAAGGUCGGUAGUACGAAAUAUGUUUCGUACGGCCACCUCCGUUUGCACUGGAAGAGAGGAAAGACGAGAAUCUAUCGAGCUUGCUAGGAAAAUUGCGGUCAGUAACGGCUACACACCUAUGUGGUCUAUCACAAAAAGAGCACAAACCCGAAAUAAAUCUGGUAUGGAGAAAGUACCCUUUUGUGUACCGCUUAUUUCCGAUGAGGUUAGCACUGCUAUUCGGCGGUGUCUGAGGAAAGCUAAACUUGAAGAAUGUGUUGCCAUCGUGGAGCUCCCCUAG
Molecule: messenger RNA, 615 nt
Organism: Necator americanus (New World hookworm)
Lineage: Eukaryota; Metazoa; Nematoda; Chromadorea; Rhabditida; Ancylostomatidae
Exons: 1
Coding region: 1-615 (204 amino acids)
Source: RefSeq, a predicted model, not a curated record